CUCCCUCAGGCUGUAGGGAGGGGUCGAGUGGCGAUGGCGAGGUUGUGUGGGCCCUGUUGAGCCGGGCCCGGCUCUGUUCCCAUCCCCUGUUCCUUACCUGCCGCGCGGGUUGGUUUCGCCCUGCGCACUGGUAGCGCCCGCAGCUGCCGCCGCCCGGAGGUGGCGGGGUGGCCGCGGCGAUGAUGAAGGGGGCGCUGGGGAGCCCGAUGGGCGCCGCCAUGCAGGAGAGCUUCGGCUGCGCCGUCGCCAACCGCUUCCACCAGCUGCUGGACGAUGAGUCCGACCCCUUCGACGUCCUUCGCGAGGCCGAGCGCCGCCAGCAACAGCGCAGGAAGCGCGAUGAGGCCGUGGCCGCCGCUGGCGCCAGGAAACCCGCCCCCGGCCAGAGACCGGGCCCCGCCGCCGGCAAGAGGGAGUCCCAGAAAGGGCGCAAGGUCCUGCAGCCCGAGAGCCCCGUGGCGCCCGGACCCCCGCCGCAGCCCGGUCAGAAGCAAGCUCCUAAAAGGGGAGAACAACAAGGAUGGAAUGAUAACAGGGGAAUGGAGGUCAAACAAGACAAAGCCGAAUGGAAACCUUCCUUCAGGGAAUACCGUCCCUAUGAAAAGGAGAGACAAGUGGAGUUCACAGUAGAAAAGCCAGUUGACAGAUUUGACCGGGAAAGACCAAUGAGAGGUCGGGGGGGAGGAAGAGGUGGAAUACGAAGCCGAGGAAGAGGUGGUGGGAUGAACAGAAGUCUGAAUGGCUAUGACCAAAGAGGAAAACGGGAAUUUGAAAGACAGAGUGGGAGUGAUAAAACAGGAAUCAGAACAGAAGACAAAAGGGGUGGAAGUGGAGCUCACAACUGGGGAACAGUUAAAGAUGAUCUGAGUGAGAUGGAACAGACUGCUCCUGUGGAAGAGACUGCAGAAACAGAGGAUCACCAAGGGGCACCUGAAGGAGAACUUCUGACCAAAGUUGCUGAAGGGGAGCCAGUGGAAGAAGUAGCUCAAGAAAUGACUUUAGAUGAGUGGAAAAAUCUGCAGCAACAGAGUCGACCAAAGCCUGAAUUCAACAUCCGGAAGCCAGAAUCCACUGUUCCUUCCAAAGCAGUGGUGAUUCACAAGUCAAAGUAUAGAGAUGAUAUGUUAAAGGAGGAUUUUGAGGAUGACUCCCACAUCUUCCGAAAAGCAGCUAAUGAUAUAACUUCUCAGCUGGAUAUUAACUUUGGGAAUCUUCCUCGUCCUGGGCGUGGAGCCAGAGGAACACGAGGAGGUCGUGGACGUGUCAAAAGAGUUGAAGAUACUGGGCCUAGACCAGAAGUGGUGUUGGUAUCAUACCUGCCAAGGGUUGCUACCGUUGAGGUAUGAAAACCAGAACAUCUGAGUCGAUCCUGAGUCCAUAAAACUGGGCAGCUGGCAGUGUGUGCUGAGCAUCAUUCCUGGGGGAGCUACCUCAAAAAAGGGGCAGUCCUGGAGAUACCUGGGCUUGUAGCAACCCUAUACUGCUUGAAGAUGAACAAAUAUGGAGGAUUUUUUUUUAAUUAAUUAAAAUCCCCAGGGUUCUUUCAGUUCAGCAAGGAUAAAGUUUGAAAUUUUAAGAGACAUGGAAUUAAUCCCUCUGCUUUUGUUCAGUAAAGCUACAUUCUGAAAACACCUAGUAAAUCGAAUGUGCAUCACUGUAGCAUUUUGCACACAACUAAAAAUUAACUCUUCAGUUUUUCAGUGUUUUAAAAUAACUUCUCAUUCACUUUGAAUGAUGAGCUGCUUCCUAUGUUUGUCUAUAGAUUUCCAAUAGCUAGAAUCUGAAGUAUCAGGCAAAUGUCACUAUCCCGACACCAUAAAUAUACCCAUACCACAGUGACAGGUACAAGUCUGCAUAGAAAUAAUGAUGGAUACAAAACAGUUUAGAAAUAAGCAUCGAAUGCCUCCUAAUGUAAUUUAGCAAAUAAAUAAAAUGGAACUAGUUCUGAGAUAGAUUGGAGACUUCAGAUGUGUCCUGGAUAUGUGUAUUUUUCUA
Molecule: messenger RNA, 1995 nt
Organism: Chelonoidis abingdonii (Abingdon island giant tortoise)
Lineage: Eukaryota; Metazoa; Chordata; Testudines; Testudinidae
Gene: HABP4
Product: hyaluronan binding protein 4
Biological process (GO): positive regulation of RNA splicing; positive regulation of translational initiation
Cellular component (GO): nucleus; cytoplasm
Molecular function (GO): RNA binding
Source: RefSeq, a predicted model, not a curated record